UUACGUCCCUUCCAACCUCGCUAGAACGGCAACCGGCGGGAGUUUUUCAAAAUGGGAGCGCGGAGGCGCCGCCCAGGCCUCGGAAGGUGCCCGGGAGACCUUUCGGUGGCUGUGGUGUCGUCGCCGGGAGCGGCGGCCUAGAGAGCCGAGCCUGAUGGACGCCAAGACACGCUGCCUACUUGGAGCGCUGCCUCGAAAGGACUGCGUGAAGGGAGUUAAUCCGGGGAGCACGGACCGCGGCCUGGAAAUAUGGCGACCUGCAUCGGGGAGAAGAUCGAGGAUUUUAAAGUUGGAAAUCUGCUUGGUAAAGGAUCAUUUGCUGGUGUCUAUAGAGCUGAGUCCAUUCACACUGGUUUGGAAGUUGCAAUCAAAAUGAUAGAUAAGAAAGCCAUGUACAAAGCUGGAAUGGUACAGAGAGUCCAAAAUGAGGUGAAAAUACAUUGCCAAUUGAAACAUCCUUCUAUCUUGGAGUUGUAUAACUAUUUUGAAGAUAACAAUUAUGUGUACCUAGUAUUAGAAAUGUGCCAUAAUGGAGAAAUGAACAGGUAUCUAAAAAACAGAAGAAAACCAUUCUCAGAAAAUGAAGCUCGACACUUCAUGCACCAGAUCAUCACAGGAAUGCUGUAUCUCCAUUCUCAUGGUAUAUUACACAGGGACCUCACACUUUCUAACCUCUUACUUACGCGUAAUAUGAACAUCAAGAUCGCUGAUUUUGGGCUGGCCACUCAAUUGAAAAUGCCACAUGAAAAGCACUAUACUUUAUGUGGAACUCCUAAUUACAUUUCCCCAGAAAUUGCAACUCGAAGUGCACAUGGACUUGAAUCUGAUAUUUGGUCCUUGGGCUGUAUGUUUUAUACGUUACUUAUUGGAAGACCACCUUUUGACACUGACACCAUCAAGAACACGUUAAAUAAAGUUGUAUUGGCAGAUUAUGAAAUGCCAGCUUUUUUGUCAAGAGAAGCCAAGGACCUUAUUCACCAGUUACUUCGUAGAAAUCCAGCAGAUCGUUUAAGUCUGUCUUCAGUAUUAGAUCAUCCUUUUAUGUCCCGAAAUUCUUCAACAAAAAGUAAAGAUUUAGGAACUGUAGAAGACUCGAUUGAUAGUGGACAUGCCACAAUUUCUACUGCAAUUACGGCUUCUUCCAGUACCAGUAUGAGUGGUAGUUUAUUUGACAGAAGAAGACUUUUGAUUGACCAGCCACUCCCAAAUAAAAUGACUGUAUUUCCAAAGAAUAAAAAUUCAAGUGAUUUUUCUUCUUCAGGAGAUGGAAGCAGCCUUUAUACUCAGUGGGGAAAUCAAGAACAAGAAACCAGUAAUAGCGGAAGGGGAAGAGCAAUCCAAGAGGCAGAAGAAAGGCCACAUUCUCGAUACCUUCGUAGAGCCCAUUCCUCUGAUAGAUCGGGCAUCUCUAAUAGUCAGUCGCGAGCGAAAACGUAUACAAUGGGACGAUGUUACUCAGCAGAAAUGCUUUCAAAAUCCAAAAGAUCAGGAGUAGAUGAAAAUGAAGAAAGAUACUCAUCCACAAACAGCAAUGCUAAUAUUCUUCACUUCUUUAAAGAAAAGACAUCCAAUGGUUCUGGAUCUUUUGAAAGACCUGAUAAUCAAGCACUCUCCAAUCAUCUUUGUCCAGGAAAAACUCCUUUUCCAUUUCCAGACCAGACAGCUCAGACUGAAAUGGUGCAACAGUGGUUUGGGAAUCUGCAAAUAAAUGCUCAUUUAAGAGAAACUACUGAGCGCAACAGCAUUAGCCCAAACAGAGAUUUCCAGGGCCAUCCAGAUUUGCAGGACACAUCAAGAAAUGCCUGGGCUGAUAUAAGAGCCAAAAAGAGCCCCAAUGCUUCUGAUAAUGCGCAUUCUGCAAAACAGUUGAAUACCAUGAAAUAUAUGACUGCAUUUCACAGUAAACCUGAGAUAAUUCAACAAGAAUCUAUUCUUGGCUUAGAUCCUUCUUCCGAACAAAGCAAGGCGAGGGGUAUGGAGCCACCAUUGGGUUAUCAGAAACAUACAUUACGAAGCAUUACAUCUCCUUUGACUGCUUACAGGUUAAAACCAAUCAGACAGAAAACCAAGAAGGCUGUGGUGAGCAUACUUGAUUCAGAGGAGGUAUGUGUGGAGCUUCUAAAGGAGUAUGCAUCUCAAGAAUAUGUGAAAGAAGUUCUUCAAAUAUCUAGUGAUGGAAAUAUGAUCACUAUUUAUUAUCCAAAUGAUGGAAGAGGUUUUCCUCUUGCAGAUAGACCGCCCUCACCUACUGACAACAUCAGUAGGUACAGUUUUGACAAUUUACCAGAAAAGUACUGGCGAAAAUAUCAAUAUGCUUCCAGAUUUGUGCAGCUUGUAAGAUCUAAAUCUCCCAAAAUCACUUAUUUUACAAGAUAUGCUAAAUGUGUUUUGAUGGAGAAUUCCCCUGGUGCUGAUUUUGAGGUUUGGUUUUAUGAUGGAGCAAAGAUACACAAAACAGAAGAUUUAAUCCAGGUGAUCGAAAAGACUGGCAAAUCUUACACCUUAAAAGGUGAAAGUGAAGUUAAUAGCUUGAAAGAGGAAAUAAAAAUGUAUAUGAACCAUGCUAAUGAGGGCCACCGUAUUUGUUUAGCACUGGAAUCCAUAAUUUCAGAAGAGGAAAAGAAAAGUGGAAGUGCUCCCUUUUUCCCAAUAAUCGUAGGAAGAAAACCUAGUAGUACUAGUUCACCUAAGGCCUUCACACCUCCUCCUUCUGUGGAUCCAAACUAUCCAAUGAGAGAGACACCAUCUCUGAAUAGAAUGAUCAUAAAUAGUGCUGCUUCUCCAAAACAGGCACCAAUACUUAAUCCUUCUAUGGUUACAAAUGAAGGACUUGGCCUUGCAGGUGCAGCUUCUGGAACUAACAGCUCUCCUAAUAGUCUAAAAGAUUGUCUCCCUAAAUCAGCACAACUUUUCAAGUCUGUUUUUGUGAAAAAUGUUGGUUGGGCUACACAGUUAACUAGUGGAGCUGUGUGGGUUCAGUUUAAUGAUGGGUCCCAGUUGGUCGUGCAAGCAGGAGUGUCUUCUAUUAGUUAUACAUCUCCAGAUGGUCAGACAUCUAGGUAUGGAGAAAAUGAAAAAUUACCAGAAUACAUCAGACAGAAAUUACAGUGUCUUUCUUCCAUCCUUUUGAUGUUUUCUAAUCCAACUCCUAGUCUUCAUUGAUUGAAGCUCCUUUUAGAUAUAUAUAUAAGGACUUCCCUGGUGGUGCAGUGGUUAAGAACCCACCUGCCAAUGCAGGGGACAUGGGUUCAAUCCCUGGUCCACGAAGAUCCCACAUGCCGGGGAGCAACUAAGCCUGUUCACCACAACUACUGAGCCUGUGUGCUGCAACUGCUGAAGCCCGUGCGCCUACAGUCCGUGCUCUGCAACGAGAGAAGCCCGCACACCGCAACGAAUAGUAGCCCCAGCUCGCCACAACUAGAGAAAGCCCGCGCGUAGCAACGAAGAUGAAAACGCAGCCAAAAGUUUUUUUAAAAAAAGAAAAACAUAUAAUUUAAAGUAAGUUACAUAGUAAACUCAUUUUUAAU
Molecule: messenger RNA, 3527 nt
Organism: Balaenoptera ricei (Rice's whale)
Lineage: Eukaryota; Metazoa; Chordata; Mammalia; Artiodactyla; Balaenopteridae
Gene: PLK4
Product: polo like kinase 4
Exons: 17
Coding region: 250-3162 (970 amino acids)
Biological process (GO): protein phosphorylation
Molecular function (GO): protein binding; ATP binding; protein kinase activity
Source: RefSeq, a predicted model, not a curated record